CGUCCCAGUAAACCCCGUCGAUUCCAGCUCUGAAAGGGCGGGAUCGCUUGCUUGGGAUCUCCUGUCAGGCCGACACACAGCUCCUAGUCCUUUGCACGCUGCGCAAGAAACCUGGACCUGGCUACUCGUGCUCGAUAUUUCUUCUUCGCGUACCUUGCCUACGCAUCCCAUCCCCCUCCUCUUCCUCCCCCCUUCUUCUUUCCCUUCCAUCCUCCUUCUACCAUUAUCCUUAUGAGUUUCUUCCUCACUCCUCUGCUGGGACGGACUGCACGAUCUGCUGCCGCUAUCGCCACCGCCGCUACCUCCGCCGUCUCCCAGACCGUCCCCGCCGUCGCCGCCCUCAACAACUCGGCCAGCAGACUCGCCGUCGCCGCUGCCGCCAUCACCACGCCGGCCCAUAUCCCAACCUCAAUGUUGCGAAGGUACGCCCUCGGUUUCUCCAGCGCCGCGAGGCCUCUAUCCACCAUGUCGUCUACCACACCGUUGGAAGACGCGAUCCGCUCCAAGCUCACCGCAGCUUUCUCCCCUGCCACUCUUGAGAUUCACAACGACUCCCACCUCCACUCCCACCACAAGGCCAUGGUGGGGAACACAUCCAAGGAAACCCACUUCAGGCUAGUCAUCGUGUCCGACGCCUUUAAGACCAAGAUGCAACCCGCCCGCCACCGCAUGGUCUACGCGCUCCUCCGCGAGGAGCUCGGCCAGGAGAACGGCAUCCACGCCCUCCAGCUCAAGACCCUGACGCCCGAGGAGGAGGAGCGUCACAGGGCUAAGGCUGCCGCCAAGGCCCAGGAGGCCGCCUCCGAAACCUGA
This is a messenger RNA of Verticillium alfalfae VaMs.102, 813 nucleotides long. RefSeq names its product BolA domain-containing protein. Bases 232 to 813 code for a protein of 193 amino acids. The record is from RefSeq and is a predicted model, not a curated record. The transcript is spliced from 3 exons. Lineage: Eukaryota; Fungi; Ascomycota; Sordariomycetes; Glomerellales; Plectosphaerellaceae.